Molecule: messenger RNA, 1680 nt
Organism: Sclerotinia borealis F-4128
Lineage: Eukaryota; Fungi; Ascomycota; Leotiomycetes; Helotiales; Sclerotiniaceae
Source: the annotation of a GenBank genome assembly
AUGACAACGCCUAAAGCGGAAACCGAUGCAGGCCAUAUGUCGACCGAUUCAACCAACAACUCUGACACUCAUCAUGAAACACACGAUGAUCUCGCAACUAUCGAUAACGAGACCGAGUUCUUUUAUUUGGAAGGCUGGCAAUUGUGGGCUAUUAUGUGCACUCUCUAUUUGAACACUCUACUCGCAGCAUUGGACGUUGGUAUCGUCGCUACAGCAAUUCCUGCAAUCACGGAUGACUUCCAUCAACUGAAUUAUGUUGGAUGGUAUGGAGGUGCCAUUUUCCUCACUCUAAGUACCACCGCGCCAGUUUGGGGAAAAUUGUACAAAUACGUCUCAGCCAGAUGGGUUUAUUUUGCCUCCAUCCUUAUCUUCUUGGUUGGGAGCAUUAUAGCGGCAACUGCGAAGAGUAGUAUCCCCUUGAUCGUCGCCCGUGCCCUUCAGGGCUUGGGAUGCUCCGGUAGCAUAGGUGGUUCUGUUCUCAUGAUCAACUAUGUGGCACAUCCCUCGAAACAACCAAUGUUCAUUGGUCUCUGGGCAACUGUUUAUAUGAUCUCAACUAUUAUCGGUCCUCUCAUUGGCGGCGCUUUCACCUCUCAUGUAUCAUGGCGGUGGUGCUUCUGGAUCAACCUACCAGUCGGAGGUCCUGUUCUUGUUGCAGUGUUCCUCUUCUUCCACGUGCCAAAGCACGUCAAGUACCCUAAGGCCACCUGGACAGAGAUAUUACUACAGCUGGAUCUCCCAGGUUUUACCUUGAUAUUCACGUCGCUAGUAUGCUUCUUCUUAGCCUUGCAAUGGGGUGGCCAGACUAAGUCGUGGAGUGACGGGAGUGUCAUCGCUACAUUGGUCCUGUGGGUUGUCUUGACAAUUAGUUUCUUUGUUGUCGAGCAUUUCCAAGGCGAACGUGCUAUGAUACCCUUGAGAUUAUUGAAAACACGCUUGCAAUGGACCAACACAUUGUACGCUCUGGUGGUUAACUGCGCAGAAUUUCAGGUUCUAUUUUAUCUGCCCAUUUAUUUCCAAUCGGUUCACAACCAGUCGGCUAUUGCGAGCGGUGUCAAUACCCUUCCAUUUAUUGCCUUUUUUGCUUUAGGGUCCAUGAUGAGUGGUGGUAUCAUAGGAAAAACACGUAUCUUUCAACCUUUCUUGUUGGUAGGUGGAUUGCUUGCCACUAUUGGCGCAGCUUUACUCUAUACUGUCGAUCUCGACUCUUCCAAGGCUCGAUAUCUUGGUCCCCAGGUUAUUUUUGGGUUUGGCAUUGGUCUUGGUUGUCAAGUUCCAUUGAUGGUGCUCCAAAGUUUCUCUGCCCCUGAAGAUAUCGCCUCGGUCACGAGUAUCAUCGUUAUGAUGAAUUCCAUUAGUGGUGGAUAUUUUGUUACAGCAGCUCAAUCUCUCUUCGCCAACCGCCUCUUAGUCUCACUUGCUACCAAUGCGCCAAGUAUUAGUGCAGGUCUUGUUCUGUCCACUGGUGCAACGGAGCUUCGCAGUGUCUUCAGUGGCGCAGAUUUACUGGCUAUACUUACUUCCUACAUGGUUGGAAUCAAGGAUGUAUUCGCUUGGUCUCUAGCUGGUGCAGCAUUCACUGCUGUCUUGGCUCUUGUGGUCCCUUUUAAGAAGAUGCCUCCCGUAGAUGACGCUGCUACUCAAGAAAAGAGUCUAGAUGAAAAGGCAGUGGCUGUCUAG